AUGAAAAUGCAUUAUUAUCCUUUGGCUUCUCUUACAACUGAUGAUUAUUUGAAACAGUUUAAAUACACAGUUUUUGAAGAUUUCGUCAUAAGAACCUUUGUGGAUGAAAAUGUCAAAUAUUCAGUUGUAGUUGAAUAUUUUUCCGUUGACAGAAAUUCUCAACAAUUAAGUUGGCUUAAACAUGGUGAAACCAAAAUUUCAUUGCCAUAUGAACGAUUUAAUUUUAAUUUUGUUGUUAUUUCAUUGUUUACUACAAGUGACAUUGAAUUUGCAAUUGAUUCAAAUAAGACUUAUUUCCAAUUACAUCAAAUUGGGAAUGAAGCAGAAUAUUGGGAAAUUCAAUUGGAAAAUUCUGAACUAUCACCCAAAAAAUCAUUUUAUGGCAAUAUUAUAUUUGUAUACCAUGACAUUUCAACAAAUCAUUCUGACAUUUUUGAUUCAUUUGAGGCAAAUUACAACACUUACAUAGUUUUAUGGCAACCAAAAUUAUCUUGUAAUGACAAGUACAUACUAGAAUUGUCAACAAAACAUGUCUAUGGUUUCACACUACCACACAAUCAUUAUGAUGACUUGUAUAAGUCAUUAAGUGUAAUUUAUAGCCCAUUGUUCAAUGAUUACAUUAAAGCAUGUUUAUUUGAAAGUCCUGAUAAAUCAGAAUCUACUUUUUUACCAACAAUUCCCGAGUGUUAUCUGAGAAUCAUGACCUGUUUGUCGUUUUCUGAUGAAAUAACCAAUGAAGAAAUUGUUUGGCUAGGUACUUCUCAAAAUCAAGUUAUAUGUUUCAAAAAUAAUAAUAAUCAGCAAUACAUAAGUCCAAAAUGGUGUGUGGAUGUCAUCAGUGUGCCUAAAAAGAUAACUGAAGUCAAGAUAAAUGUAUCGACUAUAAAUACAGAUUUCAUUGCAUUAAUUAUCCAAUUGGAAAAUUAUAAUCUAAUAAUUAUGAAUUCUGAAAAUGGGAUGAUCUUGCAUGAAUUUUUUGGUGAUCAAACUUUGAUUAUUGGUGAAUUCUCCAAGAUUGGAUAUAAUGAUCUCUUGCUUGUUCCUCAGACAUCUUCUAAUCACUCGUUGUCUUGGAAAAUAAUUGAUAUACAGGAUCAUGACUCACAGACUGACUUUUCAAAAAUUUUAACAAAUGAGGUAAAUAUUUCUCAUUUAAGAGCACUUCUUGAGUCUUUGAUUACCAGAGAUUAUGAUGGAAAUUCACGAAAUAGGAAAAGUGAGGAAUUGAUCGAUAAAAAAUAUAAAAUAUUGGAGAACAGUGACUUAAUGAUCCAUGAAUUUAAUGAUUUGUUUCUUCCUCAUUGUAAUCAACCUUCCAAAAAUAAAAAAUAUCCCAGGAAAUUUAUUUCUGGGUUGAUUCCACUCAUACAAAAAACACCAAUAAACCAAGAAGAUGCCAAAGAAGAUUUUAUUGGUCAAAGUGAAGAGAAUUUGCUUGAGAUUAAGGAAGCAAAAUUAUGCUUUGGUAGCACGAAAAAUAAUGACAAAGUUUUGUUGAAAAUUGUUAUAGAAAAUAAAAAUAUGAAAAGCAUCUUUUCUAUACAUAUAUAUGUUUAUCUUAAAAAUCAACUAGGACAUUCAGUCUCCUCAAUUAAAUCAUGUUCAAGUUUAAUCCAUAAACUUCACCCAGGACAUCAAGGGAAUUUGAUUUCAUUAAUAGAUCUACCAAUUGAUUUUAUCACAAGCAGUUCAGAGAUUGGUGCGCACGUUUGCUAUCAAUUGGAAGACAAUAAUGUAGAAAAUUUAUUGUGCGUAGAAAAAAUUGUAACUAGUGAUAAAUUUAAUGAGGAUGAAAUUUUAAAUUUUCUUCCGUCCUUUUCUUAUUUAACACUUACAUCAACAUCCUCAUCAAUAUUUCAAUGGAAUGAUUCUUUAUUGCAAUUUUUAUUUGAACAAUAUUUAAAUGAUAAAAAAUCACAAGAAUUUCAAUCAAAAGACUUGGAUUGUUCAAUAAAAUUAAUCAAUUCAUUUGACAAUAAUGAUAUAAUCUUUGAUGAUCAUGGAUUUGAAAAUUCAUCACAAAUUCCAAUAUUAAGUUUAGAGUUUUUGGAGAGCUGGGUUAUAUUUUGUGAGUUAUAUGCCAUUGUGUCAGAAAAAACACCUGCAUCUCUUAAUGUCUUUAUGAUGAGAUUAAGAAUUGAAACUCUUUUUCAUUUAAUUCUUGUGUUUUUGAAAUGUUUAAUGAAAACAAUGCAAAUAGAAGUAUUAGAUGUGGAUUUUUUUAAUGAAGAGACUGAAGUGAUGAUUAUGCCCAUAGAAGUAGCUCAUGAAUUAAUUGUGUCAUUAGCAAUCAUUGAGAAAACUAUUGAUCGAACUUUGGCCGUUAGAGACAAACAUACACUACCUUUGUACAAUGAUGAUGAUGAUGAAAUUUUUGAUAAUCUCCUUAGUGAUAAUAAUAAUGAGUUUUGA
Molecule: messenger RNA, 2412 nt
Organism: Entrophospora candida
Lineage: Eukaryota; Fungi; Glomeromycota; Glomeromycetes; Entrophosporales; Entrophosporaceae
Source: the annotation of a GenBank genome assembly